This is a messenger RNA of Didymosphaeria variabile, 1194 nucleotides long. RefSeq lists its product as uncharacterized. NCBI's taxonomy places the organism in Eukaryota, Fungi, Ascomycota, Dothideomycetes, Pleosporales, Didymosphaeriaceae. The coding region runs from base 1 to 1194 and encodes 397 amino acids. The transcript has a single exon. The record is from RefSeq and is a predicted model, not a curated record.
AUGGCCAAAUCCCCAAUUAUUCAUGUCUUCGAUCAAGGAGACUAUUCCAAACACCGCCUCGUUACCCUCCCGCCAACGGAUCCUCAACCCCUCCCUCCAUCAUCUCUCCGUCUUAGAACCCGCAUCCUAGGCCAAACGACGAACAAUCUCACGUAUGCCAACCUAGGAUUUGCAAUGGGCUGGUGGGACAUUUACCCUCUUCCCAAAAAUACACCAGCUCCGUACAACGACCGGUCCAAAUAUGCCACUAUCGCAGGCUGGGGAUACGCCGACGUCGUGGAAAGCACCGUUCCAGGCACUCCCACCGGAGGUAGCGUUUACGGAUACGUGCACAUCGGAACCGGGACGUGGGAUGUUAGCAUCGAGGAGACUGGGUGCAAAGAUCAAAUCCUCGUGACGAGUCCGCACCGCCAGCAUCUCUGGAAAAUAUAUAAUCGGCUUUCCGUGCAUCCAUCCCUGGAGAAACUGGAGAACGAAAACGGACAAGAUGUUCUGGGCUGGGACGCGCUGAUGAUGACGCUCUUCGGCACGGGAUAUAAUCUCAGCACCUUCGGCUUUGCGUGGGACGACAGUUUGCGCAUCCAUCCCAUGGGCGAAGGAGAGUGGAGCGCUGAAGACGCGAGUCUGGACGAUGCGCUCGUGGUGGUAUUGAAUGCGAGUGGGAAAACGGGCAUGUCUUUCGCAUAUGCAUUACGGCAUGCUAGACCGAAGGCGCACCAGCCUCGCACUAUCGUAGGCGUGGGAUCGGACAAGUCGAGACCUCUUCUCGAGAAUUGCGGAUUUUACGAUGAGUUGCUUCUGAACGGCGAUGCCGAAAGAGUUAAAUUGCUGGUAGCAAAGCAGAAGCCGAGGAAGGUAGCCUUGCUGGAUUUUGGCGCCCGGCCUGGGACCAUGGCGUCGUACACUGAGACUUUAUCGUCCAUCGGCGUUCCUCUCUAUCGGUUCUUCGUUGGCGGCGACAACAGGCCUGCGAAAGCGAGCGAUCUCAUGAAAGCGCGCGGAGCGAGGGGCGAGGGUGUGCAAGUCAACGCCAACACAUUGAGAGAGAAGGGCAUUGAGGUUGGUGGGGAGAAGUACUUCACAGAUUUUGAUAAGGCGUGGGAAGGAUUUAUCAAGCAAGGUGCGAUCAAGGGCACUAAAUUGGUUUGGGGCGAGGGAAUGGGGGUGGGAGAAAGGCUGGGAAGCCUUCUGUAA